Molecule: messenger RNA, 3565 nt
Organism: Erinaceus europaeus (western European hedgehog)
Lineage: Eukaryota; Metazoa; Chordata; Mammalia; Eulipotyphla; Erinaceidae
Gene: HOXC5
Product: homeobox C5
Exons: 3
Coding region: 706-1374 (222 amino acids)
Biological process (GO): embryonic skeletal system morphogenesis; anterior/posterior pattern specification; regulation of transcription by RNA polymerase II
Cellular component (GO): nucleus
Molecular function (GO): RNA polymerase II cis-regulatory region sequence-specific DNA binding; DNA-binding transcription factor activity, RNA polymerase II-specific
Source: RefSeq, a predicted model, not a curated record
UGGAGCUGAGACAGGCUCUGCAACGGCACAGAAUAAGGGAAGACGAGAAAGAGUGGGAGAGAGAGAGAGAGGGAGAGGGAGAGGGAGAGUGACAGCAGCGCCCGCCACCCUUGAAGAUUAACAGAGACUGAAGAAAGGGGAGACAGGGCUACCCACUACCAAAACCACCUCUGGGCCUCCUGAGCGAGGCUUCACUUCAUCUUAAAAUCAAGUACGAUUUAAAAGGCCACUUCAGAGGUUUGUGGCAGCAACAAUCAGCUCCUUUGCAGAGCACAUCCAACUGCCUGCUGGCGAACUGGAACGCAAGGAUGCAAUGCCUCCAAACAGACACCAGGUGUCGCUGUGGACUCGUUGUCCCGGCUACCCCCCAAUUCAAGAACCAUCCCCCCCUUCUCUCUUUUUUUCUCUCGCACUCCCUCUCCCCCCCCCUUGGUUGGGCUUUGCCAACAUAUCAAGAUGCGUUUCGCCGGCUUCCAUCACUAACCUCCCGGAGGUCAUCAAGCCAAAUUUAUGAGUGGCCGCUGGAGUCACGUGACUCUAUUUAAGGCUCCCUUAUUUGGGAAGAGCGCAUAGGAUAAAGAAAGAGAUAUCUCCACCUAUAAAUUGUGCACUUUGGAGAACAAAAAACCCCCUCAACUUCAAAGAGUCACAAAUCACCCUUCAUCAAAAAGGGUGCAGAAAAAAAAUUUUGGGGCCCUCCCCAUCAUGAGCUCCUACGUAGCCAAUUCAUUCUAUAAGCAGAGUCCCAAUAUCCCUGCCUAUAACAUGCAAACUUGUGGGAACUAUGGAUCGGCCUCAGAGGUGCAGGCAUCCAGGUACUGCUACGGCGGAUUGGACUUAAGCAUCACUUUCCCACCGCCUGCGCCUUCCAACUCUCUCCACGGGGUAGACAUGGCUGCCAACCCCCGGGCUCACCCCGACCGCCCCGCCUGCAGCGCUGCAGCCGCUCCGGGACACGCUCUGGGCAGAGACGAAGCGGCUCCUCUGAACCCCGGGAUGUACAGUCAGAAGGCGGCUCGCCCGGCGCUGGAGGAGCGAGCUAAGAGCAGUGGGGAGAUCAAAGAGGAGCAGGCGCAGACAGGGCAGCCCGCCGCCCGGAGCCAGCCACCGGCCCCGCCACAGAUUUACCCGUGGAUGACCAAACUGCACAUGAGCCACGAGACGGACGGCAAGCGGUCCCGAACCAGUUACACACGCUACCAGACUCUGGAACUGGAGAAAGAAUUCCACUUUAACCGCUACCUCACCCGCCGUAGGCGCAUCGAGAUCGCCAACAACUUGUGUCUCAACGAGAGACAGAUCAAGAUCUGGUUCCAGAACCGCAGGAUGAAGUGGAAGAAAGAUUCCAAAAUGAAAAGCAAAGAGGCUCUUUAGAGGCAGUGGAGGAGGCCCGCAGAGGGACCCCCACGGCCCGCCCAGCCUGUUUGGCCCCCCGUGCCUGCCUUCCCAUCUGCGCUUUCCUCCCUCUAGGUUUUAGGGCAGGACGGGCCAAGCCUGGGUGCCCGGGCCUCCCGGACAAAAGCGCUUUCCCUUCACCGUCUGCAUCCCUACCCCCCAGCUUCCCGAGAGGGGCCACCUGCCCUGCCCAGACUCCCCCCAGUUCCGCUCAACACCAAGGUGCUAGGGUUGGUGUCACAGGGGUUCCAGAGAGGGCUGUGGUGGCAGGUAGGCUAUCAGGCCCCCAGCCCCAUCGCAGCCCACCGAGCCAAGGUGAGCUCUUGGACCACUGCAGGCCCUGCACCCGACGCUCUGGCAUCGCCCCCUUCUUUGUUUCUGGCUAGACUGAGUGGCAGCCGCGGGCUGGUGAGAGUACUUGUGCCGGACUGGCAGAGUCAUGGUCCCCAUGCUACUCUCCAGACUUGGGGAGCUUCUUUGUGGCGACUACACCGCAUCUUCAUUGUGUGGUGAUCUGCAUAUGAAAGGGGCUCCCUCGGUGGCCCUAGGCUUCCCAAACCUACACCCUAACCCUCCAGGUCCAAACCUAGCUCAUCCUCUCUGCAUGCCCUUUCAGGUCCCUCCAUUUUCAGGACACUGAGUAGCUCAACAAUUGGGGUUCCCUACCAUGGCCAUCAGGCCCCAACAAGGAGUCCCGAGGCUCCAGGCUAUCUAGUUGUCUCUGUUACAACUUUCUGUGCCCUCCUGCCCCAUUGCUGUUGCCCAACUAUUUAUUGACUCUUUCCUGAGACUAUAUUUUGUCAUAUCAAAUAAAGACAAAGAGAACAGGAUGCCAGGCACAACGGCUAGUCUGUUUGGGGCAGGUCCCGGGAAAGGUCUCUAGGUGAGCUGUGGGGCUGUCUCUCCUUUUGUAACACUGUGGGUGCUUUAGGAGACAGGAGAGGCUUAGCUGCUUUCCAGAUUUCUGUCUCCAGGAAGGGUCCCUGGGGCAGGGGAAGGCAAUGGCCUCUGAUUUUCUUUAAGCUGUGACCAUCCUUGGCUAGGGCCCCCUCCCCGGGCUCCAACUUGGCUGAAUGGGCGCUUCAUGCCAGAACUAACUUGCUGGGCCAGAGAUGGUGGGGAAUGGGGUUUUCCCUGCCCCAGGGACUGGACACACUGGGAGAGCUGAGCCCCCAGUCUAGGGGCCCCUUUUGAUCUUAAAAAAGGACCCUCAGAGUUGGUGCUGCUUGGUAAAGUGCUGGGGGAAGCUGGGGGUGUGUCUCAACUUUCUGAGCUUGGGAGGGGUGGGGGGGGACUCUGUAGUGUGUACUUACUUGCCAGCAGGAAGUGCUGGGGACCUCCCCCCCCAGUGCUAUGCAUCGCAAGGCAAUUUGCUGGGGCAGGAGCUGUGGAGACCAGUGCCUGAAGCUGUCCGCCACCUUCAUUUAUCUCAGUCUCUGGGAAUGUGUAGGGGGGAGGGGGCCUAGAAGUGAGGGGAGGAGGAUCACUCAGGUGAGGCCUGGGGAUGCCCCCCCCCUCCAGGCUCUUAGGAUGAGAGGGGGAGGAAGUACUUUGCAGGAGAAACAAAUGUAGGAAGGGUCCAUAAAAGGUUACUUCAUUUCCUCUCUCGCCUCCCACAAUAGCCCUGGAGCCAGGGCUAGGCCCCCCACACCGUGUGUGUGUGUGUGUGUGUGUGUGUGUGUGUGUGUGUGUGUGUGUGUGUGUGUGUGUGUUGGGGUGAGGGUUCAGAUGUGGGGCUGGAAGAUUACACCCGCAGUCAGGAGGGAGAAGGAGUAGAGUUCUGGGGAGGGGCAGGGGUAUUUAUGAUUAUUAAUGCUGAUGCGCCCUGGAUUUAUUGGAAGGGAGGACUUUUCGGCAUGCCACAGCCUAAGCUACCUGUCAGCCACUUUCCAAUAGAACCCACAACCUUCUUUCCCCGUCCUGACCGGUGCCCCACACAGAGGAGGGCUCCGCAAACUGGCAGGCAGAGCUGCACCUCUCACCACAGCUCUCCACUCCUUACUGUAUGGAGGGUGACAGGCUGAGGGGACCCCCACAAUGGGAAUAUCUCUGCUGGACUGGCCCACAACACUCAGCCGCACCCCAGCUGAUCGCUCUCUCUCCCUCUCUCUCUCCCCUUCUUUCUCCCUCAUGCCCUCCCUCUCUCAAAUAAAACAUGUAAUUUCCUUCA